Molecule: messenger RNA, 3774 nt
Organism: Ochotona princeps (American pika)
Lineage: Eukaryota; Metazoa; Chordata; Mammalia; Lagomorpha; Ochotonidae
Gene: RADX
Product: RPA1 related single stranded DNA binding protein, X-linked
Exons: 14
Coding region: 163-2724 (853 amino acids)
Biological process (GO): regulation of DNA repair
Cellular component (GO): replication fork
Molecular function (GO): single-stranded DNA binding
Source: RefSeq, a predicted model, not a curated record
CACGCGUAGCGUCUUCCCAGUAGUUUGCUUCUGGCGUUUUACCUCAGCCGCGGCAGAGUAGCGGUUGCCGCGAAAAGCUCUCGGCGCCGGCGCCGGGGCGUCCGGCUUUUGGUCAGGGCAAAGUAGUUUCUGGAAGUUAAGUAGGUACAGGUUUAGUCCACAAUGUCUGAGGAGUCAGAUGAGCCUCAGGCCGGCCCCUCAAGUGCUGGGCUAGAUUGGCCGAAUCUUGAGAGAAAUCGGGCUGGGGUCCCGGGAGGGGUGAUUAGAAGGGCUAGUGGGCAAGGGUGUAUGUCCUGGAUCCAAAAAGUUCUUGAGCAGAUUGUAGAUUCACCUCUCACGUGGGUCACCCCGAAGGAGGUGGCUUUUGUCAGCGUACUGGCCGUCCAAAGAUACCUGUUGGAGGAGCCGGACGACAAUGUACGAGGGGGCCCACUGUACUGCUACGACGUAACGAUCUCUGACGGGGUAUAUCGGGAAAAGUGCUACCUGGACCCCAGCCUUAACUCUCUCGUUUAUAAAAAUAUUCUUAAAGUUGGCAUAGAGAUGAAAAUUUCCAGAGUCUCGUGUCUGUACAAUGAGAAAAGAUUAGGCCAGGGGAUCCUGUGCAUAGAUAACGUCCAAUGCGGACGGACUUUAGAUGCGAUUUCUUUAGAAACUCCCUUCAGAAACAGAGCGCAAGGGGUCAAGCCCGAGAGACCCCUGAGGGGCGGCAAGAGUCAUUACUUGGCGCUGUGGAAUAAUGAAGAUCCGUAUGGAGAUAUCUGGUUGACUGACAAGCAACCCAAGGAACACAAUUUUACAAAUACUAAAAUAAUUUCCCUUUCUCAUCUUGAAACAACCUGGACUGACAGAAGUGAUUUCCCUGCACUGCUUGUGAGGAUCUUGCGUCAAUCAAAACUGCGAUACUAUGGGAAACCUGAUAAAAAGACGAUUGAGCCCUACCAGACUGUUUUGGAAGUUGCUGACCGUUCAGGCACAGUGUUAGUGAUCCUGUGGAAUGCUUUGUGUCCUGAGUGGUACAAAAGUUUGCGGGUUGGUUUGGUUCUUCUGCUUCAAGAUUAUUCAGUUAAAAAGAGUUAUCAAUUCAGGAUGCAUCCGCUCCCUGUGAAUCCACACAUCAAAUCAAUUUCUACAAUGGAAAUUGGCCUGAAUCUUCAAGAUCCUCCAACUAAUAUAAUCAUCAUUCCAGAAAACCAAGUGAAACCUGAAUGGAAAUUGCCAAAAUUAAAUUAUCAGUUUAUCACAAGAUCAGAACUGGAUGAUAUGCCAAAAGAUACUAUCUGUGAUGUUAUUGGCCUUUUGGUUUUUGUAGGAAGGGUCCAGCGAUCAAAAAAGAAAGAAAACUGUGAAGAUUUUUGGUCAUAUCGCUGGAUACACCUUGCUGAUGGAACUUCAGAGCAGCCAUUUAUUGUGGAACUGUUUUCUACAUCUCAGCCAGAAAUCUUUGAAAAUAUUUAUCCAAUGACACAUUUUAUGUGCACCCAGCUAAAAGUUGUCAGACACGAUGCUCAAGUACCUAAGCUGCUUUACCUCACAACUACAAAUGAAAGUCGAGUGUUUAUUAUCGGAGAGCUAAAUGAUCAGCCCUAUACCAACGAUAUCAAGGUACAAAACUUUAUUCAGUGGGUUACCAGAAAGACUGAAUCUGGGCAAGUGGAGAAUACUGUUAUUGGUGGAUAUUAUCCCUAUCCACCAGUGCCGGAGACCUUUUCCAAGUACAGUAAUUUUAUUAAAGCUCAUUCGUUCUUGACACCUGUGAGUGAAGUGAAGAAGGAGAUUGAAGUCUUACAGUACAGGGAACAAAAACGAAUUGCAAUUCAGGGGAUUAUUACUGUUAUAAAAUAUAUUCCCCAUAGCAGUGCAGUGAAAAGUGCCUCAGCAUCAGAAACACUUUGGAACGCUAACAGAUCCUCAGCAUCCCCAGCAGCUAGAGAAGAAACUGAAAGUCAGGAAGGAAACAGGAAAUGUUAUCAAUAUGACAGACCCGUGAGUUCUCAGUGUAUUCAAACAAUAUCUUCAAGUUUCAGCCCAAGCCAUAAAAGAAGAAUUCUUCAAGGCCCAUGUGCUAAACCAUUUGCUGUUCCUCAGACAGAAGCUUCUACACAGAUUUCUGGAGAUAGACUUGGCAUGCCUAGCAUCUUCCAAUAUUGGAAAAGUUCUGAAGGGAAGAUGCCAAAAACCUUCACUGACAGAUGGGAAAGUCAGAUGUGGAGAGACAAAAAGUAUCAUGUAACAGAUCACCUGCAUUACAGCCAAGUUUAUCCUGAAAGCAUUCCACGAAAAUUUCUUUUUGAACAUAGGAAUUUUCUUACUCAGCAGUAUAAUUCUCAGCCCUCAAAAUACAUACCACCAGCAGAAAGGCCCCCCAAACUUGAAGAUUUUAAGAGUGCACGAAGUCUUGGACAUUUUGAAAUAACCAUCCUAGGUUUAAACCAUGACAUAGCAAUUGAUGUCGCAUUCCUCCCCAUGUAUUCUCCAGAAGAUGUCCGAACUUCACAAAUAGACACGUUGCUAACUUGCAUGAAUUACAGCUGUGUCUAUCCACAGACAGUAACUGACAUUGACCAAUGUUCAGAUCCAGAAGCUCUUGCAGGUGAUAUUAUAAAAGCAGUAACUGAACUGGAUAGAGUACAUAUCGUCGGUAUCUUGGAUAUCUGUAAUUUGGGUAACAAUAAAGUGGAAAUCUAUUUGCAGAAAAUUUAUACUCCAGAGGAUACAUCUUAAGAAUUGGCAAAUGAAAUUAUUGCAUAUAUAAAGAGAUUUCUGCUUUAAAGAUAUUCUGUUAUCUUAUUGUUAAUUUCAGUAGCAAAAAUAGAAUGUGAGGUCAAUUCGUUUGGUUUUAUGUUUAUUUGUACUUAUAUUUCAUCACAUUAUUUUAGAUUCACUAUUGAAAAAGGUCAUCAGAGCAGCUUAUUUGUAUCAUAAGAAUUUACCCUCUCUAUAUAUUACCAUUACCUUGAAUUGUAAUAAUUUUUAUUUGAUGUUCCAUUUGUGAAGUGUACUUUUAUCCUAAGCCUCAACAUAAGACAUCCUGUCUUAGAAGAAGACAGGAUUCAUGAAGAUUCAGUAUCAUUCCAGUUUUAUUCACGCAUAAUGGAAAAUUUUGAAUUGUCAACUUGAAGACUAAAUUUUCCAAAGUUGGCCAGUCUGCAUUUCUCAGAACCAAGGUAGUUCUCAUCAUUUUCAAAAGCAUAUAUGGGUUGUUGUGUGUUAAUCUGAUCAGCUGUAAAAUGAACGUGGUGAAUUAAAUUGCCUUAAGGUCAUUUCGCUCCAUAUUGUGACAUCAUAGACUUGAGAUUCUUAAAUAUUUUGAUUGGUAUGUUAUGCUAAAACCAGAGGUUGAUAUGUGUCUCUAGCUGUAUUCAUUUGUAGUUUCAGUAUAUCUAAUGUGAAUUUAAAUAAGUGAAAUUUUAUUUUAUAUUAACACUUUAAAUGCUCAUAUUAAAUGUAGAAAACAGUAGCUAAGGGAAUAAUUUUUACUCUGGUUAUCCAUUGUACUUCAUUUGAAAUGUAAAUGGCCACUCCAUAUUUGUAAAACCCUGUGGUUGACAUCUAUGUGGCUUCUUAGAUGAGCCAGAUUGGGCAUUAAGUGAGCUUAAUGAUUAUUCUGUAUCAAGAUUAAUCUGAUUAUGUUUAAGCUAUUAACAUGUGGAAUUUCUCUGUAGCCCUGUUGUUCUGAGAUUUCAUAUGCUACAUAUUUAAAAUGUGUAUGACAGCCUGCAAACCUAAAGACAUACUGCAGUUUCUUUAUAAAUGUGUUUGUUUCAUUCUUUG